Molecule: messenger RNA, 1749 nt
Organism: Spizellomyces punctatus DAOM BR117
Lineage: Eukaryota; Fungi; Chytridiomycota; Chytridiomycetes; Spizellomycetales; Spizellomycetaceae
Exons: 2
Coding region: 125-1684 (519 amino acids)
Source: RefSeq, a predicted model, not a curated record
CCAUUCUCCGUUUACACGCUUUCGCGGAAAUAUCAAGUCCCCGGCUGGUCCGGGAGCCGUCAAUUCCCUUUGUCAUCUCGUCCUAAAACUUGCGGGUCUCCAACUUGCGGACACUCGGUUCGCAAUGUCGUCAGCACCCGUUUCGCGGAAACUUGUUCACGAUGCCGCAGAGUUGACAGAAUCUCGCCCACUCUUUGUGCCUCCUUUCAAGGCGUCUUUUCACCGUAUCUUCCUGUCCGCCCUUAAAGCGUAUUUCUCUGGCUAUGCCGUGGCAUGCAUCCCGCGUAUCGUGUCCCUUAUCCUUAAGAGACUUGUCUCGCGAGGAAAAAACAGCUCCAAGGCUCCUGCGCACUCGCUACUCGGGCAACUCUUUCAAAUCUUGAGCAAAAGUUUCAAGGCUCGGUUGCCGUGGUUCUUCUUAGUCUUGAUUGGCGGGUUUCGGCUAUUCGAUCGCCUGUUUUGGGAGAUAGCGCGGAAGGUUGGGUGGAGGCCUUUGGAUGGCAAGACCGCUGUCGCAUGGGAUGGUAAAAAGAAUGGAAACGGAAUGGUGGUGGGAUCUGUUGUUGAAGGUGUGUCCAUGGCCGCGGAAGCCGAUGAUCAUCCAUACGAAGCUUCUCCCAACCUUGAGUCUAAACGUCAAAUAGACACCAAGAAUGCCCCGCAACUUCCGCCGGCGCGUAACAUCCUAUCUCCAACGUUCCUUGCUGGAGUUGCGUCCAGUGCAUUGGCACUCCUGACCAUUGAACCCGCCCGGCGAGCCGACUUUGCGCUGUUUACAUUGGUGAGAGCUAUGGACUCUUUUGCCUCGUUCCAGAAUCACAAGAUUCAAAGGAUGUUGCGAUGGGUCCCACCGAUAUUGAUGAACAAUAUGGACACAUCCGUGUUUGUGGCAUGCUGCACCCAGAUCAUGUAUUGCUGGUUUUACUAUCCCGAAGCCCUACCGCGUAGCUAUGUGAAGUGGAUCCAGAAAAUGUCACGUAUGGACCCUCGUCUUCUUGAGGCCGUCAAGCUCUUGGGGAAAGGCGUUAUGGUAUACGGUAAAGACACUGGACAUGCUCAUCUUGUUGGCGAUUAUGCAGAAGAAAUGGGUUAUGGAUUUGCUGCUGGGGAUCCGGUAAACGGCUUUAUUUCAUGUACGCUGAUCCACUGCGGAAUUGAAGGCUGUUGGACCCAUCUGGUGGACGUAUGGCGUAGCGGAUUCUUCGACGCGUUGAAAAUCUACAUCCCCGUUCACCUCCUUCCGGCCUUGAUCUUCCACCGGCGACGCUUUUUUUCCAACCAGUUCCCUUCAACGGUCCUCCACGUUGCGACAAACGCCCUUCGCUCGUCGACUUUCCUCGCCACAUUCAUUGCAGGUGUGUGGGCCCCUAUUUGCGUCGUGCGAAAUGUUUCCCGGCAAGACACCACUCUGGGUCCCCUUUUAGGGUCUUUCCUCUGUGGUUUCUCCCUUUUGCUUGAGAGAAAGUCGCGGCGUAGGGAAAUUGGAUUAUACUGCCUGCCCAAGGCCCUGGAAAGUUCGUGGUGGAGGAUCACUCAUGCUCUUGGCAUGGGCGGGAUCAAGAUUCCUGGUGGAGAUGUGGCUUUGUUUGCGAUGGGAAUGGGCUACCUGUUGAGUGCUUAUCAGUACCAUCACAAGGCGUUGAGGCCAGCUGUUAGGGGAUUAUUGGGAUUUUUCUUGGUGUAGAUUGUCGUGGUUGAUGACAACUGAAUUGCCUAAUACAUGAAUUUUGAUAUUAACACUAUUGCGUG